Molecule: messenger RNA, 1038 nt
Organism: Strongylus vulgaris
Lineage: Eukaryota; Metazoa; Nematoda; Chromadorea; Rhabditida; Strongylidae
Source: the annotation of a GenBank genome assembly
AUGAAGUCCUUUGUUUCUGUUCCAGAAGGGUCUGAUUUCCCUAUUGAGAACUGCCCAUACGGAGUAUUCUCUACUAGCGACAAUGCUAAGCACAGGAUCGGCGUCGCUAUUGGAGAGUCAAUACUUGAUUUAUCAGCAGUAGCUCAUCUCUUCGAUGGACCAGUACUGAAAAAUCACCAAGAUGUCUUCAAACAGGAUACCCUCAACGCCUUCAUGGCUUUACCUCGAGCGGCCUGGCUCGAGGCUCGCCAAACCAUCCAAAAACUUCUCAGCGAUGACGUCACUACCCUGAAGGAAAAUGCUGAGCUCCGAGCAAAAUCUAUUGUUAGUCAAAAAGAUGCUACUAUGCAUCUUCCAGCAAAAAUUGGAGACUAUACUGACUUCUACUCAUCUAUUUAUCAUGCUACCAACGUAGGGAUCAUGUUCAGAGGAAAAGAGAAUGCUCUUAUGCCAAACUGGAAAUGGCUACCAGUCGGCUACCAUGGUCGCGCUUCCUCAAUCAUUCCCUCUGGUACUCCUGUCCGCAGACCUCAUGGCCAACUCAAGCCAGAAGGAGCUAUUCUCCGUUUUUUCAUCCCGCCAUGGAACCUUCCAUUUUUAGCUCGAGAUAUCCAAGCCUGGGAAUACGUUCCACUUGGUCCGUUCCUUGGCAAAUCUUUUGGAACUACCAUCUCACCAUGGGUGGUCUCCAUGGAAGCUUUGCGACCAUUCAUGGUGGCUAACCCAGAACAGGACCCCGCCCCUCUGGAGUAUCUGGCUCACUCUGAUCCUUAUAGUCUUGAUAUAAAUCUCGGAGUCACUAUCAAGCCAGAGGGCGGAAGUGAUCACUCAGUUUGCAAGACCAGUUUCAAGGAAGAAGGCGCAUACGGUUCUAUGUUGGAAUUGUCCUGGCGAGGUGCAAAAACAGUCCAAGUUGGAGAUCAAACACGAAAGUUCUUGCAAGACGGUGAUGAGGUGAAUCUCAUCGGCUUCUGCGAGAAAGAUGGCCUUCGAAUUGGAUUUGGUGAAUGCCGUGGAAAAGUUCUUCCAGCGCUCUAG